Molecule: messenger RNA, 1279 nt
Organism: Poecile atricapillus (Black-capped chickadee)
Lineage: Eukaryota; Metazoa; Chordata; Aves; Passeriformes; Paridae
Gene: SNCA
Product: synuclein alpha
Exons: 6
Coding region: 248-679 (143 amino acids)
Biological process (GO): synaptic vesicle endocytosis; regulation of dopamine secretion; synapse organization
Cellular component (GO): axon terminus; neuronal cell body; cytoplasm
Molecular function (GO): cuprous ion binding
Source: RefSeq, a predicted model, not a curated record
UCCCUCCCGCGGCGCGUCCUCCCGCCCUCGCCUCUCGCCGGCACUCGCCGCCUGCGGGGCUGCCGCCGGGGUGGUGCCAGCAGAGCCGGCCGGCUCCGCUCCUCGGCAUGUGCUGAGCAGGGGCCGCUCCCCGGGGCCGCUCCGCGCCUCGCCCGCCCGCAGCCCGCGCCGCCCCUCGCCUGCUCGGAACGGGUCGCUGGCCGGCGGCGGAGGAGCCCGGCGAGCUGUGUGAAGAAAGUCUUCAGCCAUGGAUGUGUUCAUGAAAGGGCUUUCCAAGGCAAAGGAGGGAGUCGUAGCAGCAGCAGAAAAAACCAAGCAGGGUGUGGCAGAGGCAGCAGGAAAGACGAAAGAGGGAGUCCUCUAUGUGGGUUCCAGGACCAAGGAGGGAGUUGUUCAUGGUGUUACAACAGUGGCCGAGAAGACCAAAGAGCAGGUGUCUAAUGUUGGGGGAGCUGUGGUGACAGGAGUGACAGCAGUGGCGCAAAAGACGGUGGAAGGAGCAGGGAACAUCGCCGCAGCCACUGGCUUGGUGAAGAAGGAUCAGUUGGCCAAACAGAAUGAAGAAGGUUUCCUGCAGGAGGGAAUGGUGAACAAUACAGGUGUUCCUGUGGAUCCUGAGAACGAGGCUUACGAAAUGCCUCCAGAGGAAGAGUAUCAAGACUAUGAACCUGAAGCAUGAGAGUCCUUUCCUCCCUUUCUAUCACCUGAAAUCAACUAACUACUAAAGACGUCCCAUCCUGUACAAGUGCUGAGUUCCAAUGUGCCCAGUCGUUAAAUUUUUUUACAGUUUUUACGGUGUAUUUUGAAGUCUUCCAUCAGCAAUGAUUGGAGUUUCUGUGACUGCAUCCACCUUGUUUCAGCAUUUCCCUCCUGCUGAAAUGAAAGCCGGUUGGCAGGGUCAUUGUUGUGCUGUGGAUAUUGUGGCUUCAAGUUUAAAAGUUAAAAAAGAAAAUAUUACGUAAAAACACCUAAGUGUCUACUGCUUAUUUCUAAUUCUGUACAUGUUUUGUUGAUAGGCUGUCAGUAAUUUGAUAUUGUUUAUGAUACAGUUUUUAUUUGUUUCCUAUGACUAUUCUUUCUGUGCAGAGAUGACUUAUUGUGAGAGCUUUAUAUAUAUGUGUAUGUAUUAUACAUAUAAAAAAAGUAAUUGAGCAUGAACUAUGCACCUAUAAAUAUUAGCUGUUGAAAUUUUAUUGUUUUGUGAUGUGUUUUAUUAACUUGUGUCUGUAAAUAAUGGUGUUCAACUGAAGCAAAUAAAACAUAACCCAUUAAAAAUUAA